CCCUUAACAAAGAUGGCGCCCGCGCCGCCCUCACCGCCGCCAUUUUGUGGGCGCCGCCUCGCCUCAGGCGCCAGCAUCCAAGAUGGCGCUGGCCAGCGUCCUCCGUUCGGAGCUGCCGGAAUUCUCCAAAUCUUUUCCCAAACCUUUUCCCAAAUCUUUUCCCAAAAGUUUUCCCGAGGAUUGCGAGGGGAUCCCCGAAAUCCUGCGGGAUCCCCCCGGCCCCCCGCGGGCUCUGGCGGCUCCGCCCUGGGGCGUUCAGGAGGAGCCGGAGGGGCCCGGCCUGGAGAUCCUUCACGGCACCACAACCUUGGCUUUUAAGACCCCCCACGGCGUGACGGUGGCCGUGGACUCGCGCGCCACGGCCGGCUCGUACAUCGCCUCGCAGUCGGUGCGCAAGGUGCUGCCCAUCAACCCGCGCAUCAUCGGCACCAUGGCCGGCGGCGCCGCCGACUGCAGCUUCUGGCAGCGCCUGGUGGCGCGGCAGUGCCGCGUGCAGGAGCUGCGCAACAAGGAGCCCGUCUCGGUGGCCGCCGCCUCCAAGCUGCUAGCCAACCUCGUCUACCAGUACAAGGGCAUGGGGCUGAGCCUGGGCACCAUGGUGUGCGGCUGGGACAAGCGCGGGCCCGCCCUGUACUACGUGGACAGCGAGGGGCAGCGCGUGGCCGGCUCGGCCUUCGCCGUGGGCUCGGGCUCGGCGUACGCCUACGGCGUGCUGGACCGGGGGCUGGCCGGCCCGGUGGCCAGCGAGGCGGCGGCGUGCGCGCUGGCCCGGCGCGCCAUCUACCAGGCGGCGCGGCGCGACGCGUACUCGGGCGGCGCCGUGCGCGUCUUCCACGUGGGAGCGGCCGGCUGGAGGGAGGUGUCCGAGGACAACGUGGCCCAGCUGCAGCAGCGCUACGGGGAGUGAAAA
Molecule: messenger RNA, 910 nt
Organism: Vidua macroura (Pin-tailed whydah)
Lineage: Eukaryota; Metazoa; Chordata; Aves; Passeriformes; Viduidae
Gene: PSMB5
Product: proteasome 20S subunit beta 5
Exons: 3
Coding region: 83-907 (274 amino acids)
Cellular component (GO): proteasome core complex
Molecular function (GO): threonine-type endopeptidase activity
Source: RefSeq, a predicted model, not a curated record